Messenger RNA from Rana temporaria (common frog), 1464 nucleotides. RefSeq names its product alanine--tRNA ligase, cytoplasmic-like. Gene Ontology annotation, cellular component: mitochondrion. Gene Ontology annotation, biological process: tRNA modification; alanyl-tRNA aminoacylation. NCBI's taxonomy places the organism in Eukaryota, Metazoa, Chordata, Amphibia, Anura, Ranidae. The record is from RefSeq and is a predicted model, not a curated record. Gene Ontology annotation, molecular function: alanine-tRNA ligase activity; amino acid binding; ATP binding. The coding region runs from base 1 to 729 and encodes 242 amino acids. The transcript is spliced from 8 exons.
AUGACGACUGCCGGAGUAGCGGAGGCCCCCUGGUGGGCAGCAGAGGCAGACGCAGGUCCUGGGGCAGCAGAAGAUAAAGCUUGCACUUGUCCUUGCAGCUGGACAGUCUAUGCAUUGGAUUGCCCACUAGCAACUGCUAAAGCCAUUCAAGGUCUGUGUGCUGUGUUUUAUGAGACCUAUCCUGAUCCUGUCCGUGUGGUGUCUGUGGGAAUUCCUGUGGAGGACCUUCUGGGUGACCCCUCAAGUCCAGCUGGUUCAGUCACGUCGGUGGAGUUCUGUGGAGGAACGCAUCUCCAAAACUCUGGCCAUGUUGGAACAUUCGUCAUUGUCACUGAAGAAGCUAUUGCUAAAGGAAUACGCAGGAUAGUGGCAGUUACUGGGGCUGAGGCACAGAAGGCUGUGCGCAGACUGGAGGUCCUGAAAGCUGCACUUGACCAGCUGGAGGCCAAGGUGAAGCAGCAGACGUCGCCCAACAAGGAUGUGCAGAAGGAAAUAGCAGAUCUCAGUGAGACUCUGGCCACUGCUGUCAUCUCUCAGUGGCAGAAGGAUGAGCUCCGGGAACAUCUGAAAACCUUGAAGAAAACCAUGGAUGACCUUGACCGUGCCGGCAAAGCAGAUAUCCAGAAACAGGUUUUGGAGAAGACAAAACAGCUGAUAGAGGAGAACCCCAACCAACUGCUUCUCAUCCUGGAGAUGGAGAGCGGAGAAUCCGCCAAGGUAACAAAAUAAAUCUCUGAAACUGCUGAAGUCUCAGUCUCCCAAGACUGCCGCCAUAAUUUUUCAGUGUGGAUAGUCAAGCCAGAAAAAUCACCUGCCUCUGCCAGGUUCCUCAGGAAACCGCUGACAAAGGUCUGAAGGCCAACGAAUGGGUGGCACAAGUGUCUGAACUGAUAGACAGGAAGGGAGGUGGAAAAGACACAUGUGCUCAGGCCACGGGGAAGAAUACCUCUCGUCUGUCUGAGGUGCUCAGACUGGCCAAAGACGUUGCCAAACUAAAGCUGGAAUUCAUGAAGAACUGAGAGAGACGUGUGACUUAUCCCCAUUCUGCCAGCGACAACAGGCAGGCUGCUUGUCAUUCCGUCUGGGAGAAGUCGGGAAUCAGCAUAGUGUUAUGAUGUCACUUCCCGCCCCGUAAAUGUUUUCAUCUCGUCCCCAUCUUCAUCCCUCGCUGCCUGUCCCCUCCACUCUAAUUUGUCCAGACUAACAAGACUAUGUGCGUUUUCACUGGAGCACCUGGGACCUAGCUGCUAACCCUCCAUGUGUGCUUCAAAAGGGAUCUCUAGUCAUAGAAGGAUUAAACAUUGGGGUCCUCCACCUUUCUAUGUAACCUGUGUCUGCUUCUUUUAGCUACAGGGGGGCUGAUCAUGUCCCAUAAUGUUCACCACUCAUAGCAUGUAGUGCGCCGUUCAUUGUUACAGAAUUAUUGUACGGCCGAGGAAAAUAAAAAGUUGCAGAAUGAAAAGA